Racocetra persica is the source of this 180-nucleotide messenger RNA. NCBI's taxonomy places the organism in Eukaryota, Fungi, Glomeromycota, Glomeromycetes, Diversisporales, Gigasporaceae. The record is from the annotation of a GenBank genome assembly.
UUUUUCAUUCGGGCCAAUUGCUGCCGCAGCUCUUGGAUUUUCUGAGUGCUGUUCUCAGUCAGGAUUUUUGGUUUUCAUUAGGUUUAUUUAUACUAAGUUAAUUAUUUUUUCUGCCAACGUAAACUCGGAAAAUUCUCCUAGCGACGAUGUUGAGCCAAAUUUUCCAACUUACCUCGCAAA